This is a messenger RNA of Geodia barretti, 957 nucleotides long. NCBI's taxonomy places the organism in Eukaryota, Metazoa, Porifera, Demospongiae, Tetractinellida, Geodiidae. The record is from the annotation of a GenBank genome assembly.
AUGCUCAACUUCGUCGCCGAAAUCCUCAACCGCGAACCCGACGACAUCAAGGAUGAAAUCAGGGAGCUUUCCCUGAACAGUCGCCUGCUGCCGGAAGAAAUUCACGACAUCUUUGUAAUCUCUCCGAGCAUCAGCCAGCUCAACACACUCAGCGACACCCCCGGCUAUAAGCAGCAAAUAGAGACCUACGAACUCGCCUUCAACAGGCACCUCAACCGCGCCAAAAUUGCGGGCAGGCGCGCCCAGCGCCACCUCGCAGAGGCAAACCUCCGCCUUGUCGUCAGCGUCGCCAAAAAGUACAUCGGCAGGGGCAUGUCCCUCCUGGAUCUCAUUCAGGAAGGCAACAUCGGCCUCAUCCGCGCCGUCGAAAAGUUCGACUACCGCAAGGGCUACAAGUUCAGCACCUACGCGACUUGGUGGAUUCGGCAGGCUAUCACCCGCGCGAUCGCAGACCAGGCGCGCACCAUCCGCAUACCCGUCCACAUGGUCGAAACCAUCAACAAGCUCCUGCGCGUCAGCCGCCGCCUCGUUCAGGAAUACGGGCGCGAGCCGACCAGCGAAGAAAUCGGCUCAGGCAUGGACGUAACCCCUGAACGAGUCCGCGAAAUCCUGAAGAUCUCGCAGGAACCCGUAUCUCUCGAAACCCCCAUCGGCGAAGAAGAGGACAGCCAUCUCGGAGAUUUCAUCGAAGACCGCAGCGCGCUAGCCCCCGCGGAUGCCGCAUCAUACCAGCUCCUCAAAGAGCAGGUCGAAGACGUCCUAUGCACCCUCAACGAGCGCGAAGCGCGCGUCCUUCAACUCCGCUUCGGACUAGAAGACGGACGCAGCCGCACCCUCGAAGAAGUCGGAAAAGACUUCGGCGUAACACGCGAGCGCAUCCGCCAGAUCGAAGCCAAGGCAUUGCGCAAGCUCCGCCACCCCAACCGCUCCAAAAAACUCCGCGACUUCCUCGAAUAG